AUGCCCGUGUUAGAAUCAUCCAGCCCCCUUCCUCAGGCGGCAUACCCUCACAUCUUCGACUUGAUUCUCUCCUUCUCGUCUCGCGAGGCGCUCCUGAAGUUGCGCGCGACCUGUCUGGAAGAGACUGAUCCCGUUCUGUAUGCCUCAGCCGAUGUUCAGCGGCUUGUUCUUACAGUCCGCUACGAUCCCGAGGAGCCUUUAAUCAACCAUUGGGGGGAGUAUGAAGGGUCGCUCCAACUCUGCCACAUUGUCCUCAUUCUUCAAGGCCAGCUUGGGCAUGACAACCCCGGUGUCUUGGACCGCCUGGUCAACAUCAUCAAUGGGCUCAUGCACCCCGCUUUGCUGGUCCCGUACACAAUCGUCGGUGCCGACCCUGCCCUCGAGCGCGAAAUCAAAAGCGUAGUCAAAACCAAACUGAGACGGCUCCGUAACUCGGAGCAUGACACCGGCAUCUUCAAGGGCUUGGACGUCCAGCAGGGGCUCUCCAAAUUUCGUUUCUUCACCUUGGACGAAUACCGCCAGACUGUGGGCCAGGAGCAAUUCAUGCUGGAGACGGUUGAGUAA
Molecule: messenger RNA, 564 nt
Organism: Apiotrichum porosum
Lineage: Eukaryota; Fungi; Basidiomycota; Tremellomycetes; Trichosporonales; Trichosporonaceae
Exons: 2
Coding region: 1-564 (187 amino acids)
Source: RefSeq, a predicted model, not a curated record